This is a messenger RNA of Pseudoliparis swirei, 4499 nucleotides long. RefSeq names its product par-6 family cell polarity regulator alpha (gene pard6a). The record is from RefSeq and is a predicted model, not a curated record. Gene Ontology annotation, cellular component: apical plasma membrane; cell cortex; nucleus. The coding region runs from base 1 to 2106 and encodes 701 amino acids. Gene Ontology annotation, molecular function: protein kinase C binding. The transcript is spliced from 7 exons. Gene Ontology annotation, biological process: centrosome cycle; establishment or maintenance of cell polarity; regulation of cellular localization. Lineage: Eukaryota; Metazoa; Chordata; Actinopteri; Perciformes; Liparidae.
AUGUGGAAGCCAGAAGCCUCGAUAGCUGUGCUGCAGAGGGACCUACCAGCUCACUGGGAGAAAUUCAGGGAUCCACCAGCUCAUUGGGAGACCUUCAGGGACCUACCUGCUUACUGGGAGGCCUCCAGGGACCUACCAGCUUACUGGGAGACCUUCAGGGACCUACCAGCUCUUUGGGAGACCUUCAGGGACCUACCAGUUUACUGGGAGGCCUCCAGGGACCUACCAGCUUACUGGAAGACCUUCAGGGACCUACCAGCUCAUUGGGAGACCUUCAGGGACCUACUAGCUUACUGGGAGACCUUCAGGGACCUACCAGCUUACUGGGAGGCCUCCAGGGACCUACCAGCUUACUGGGAGACCUUCAGGGACCUACCAGCUCAUUGGGAGACCUUCAGGGACCUACCAGCUUACUGGGAGGCCUCCAGGAACCUACCAGCUUACUGGGAGACCUUCAGGGACCUACCAGCUCACUGGGAGACCUUCAGGGACAUACUAGCUUACUGGGAGACCUUCAGGGACCUACCAGCUCACUGGGAGACCUUCAGGGACCUACCAGCUUACUGGGAGACCUUCAGGGACCUACCAGCUUACUGGGAGACCUUCAGGGACCUACCAGCUCACUGGGAGACCUUCAGGGACCUACCAGCUUACUGGGAGACCUUCAGGGACCUACCAGCUCACUGGGAGACCUUCAGGGACCUAGCAGUUUACUGGGAGACCUUCAGGGACCUACCAGCUCACUGGGAGACGUUCAGGGACCUACCAGCUCACUGGGAGACCUUCAGGGACCUACCAGCUCACUGGGAGACCUUCAGGGACCUACCAGCUUACUGGGAGACCUCCACCAGCUGGACCACUGGUCUCCCUCCCUCCCUCUCCCUCCCUCCCUCCCUCCCUCUCUCUCUCUCUCCCUGUCGUAAGCGAGCGAUAACGCGAGCCGCGCGGUUUCUUCUUCUCUCCCGGAACACGGACACUACCGGAGGCUGCGGCUCUGCGGCUCUGCCUCCCGGUGUGAUUGUGUUGUUAUUCGUCGUGUCGGUUGACCGGAGCACCGGGAGGAACAACAAGCUCUCCGGUGGAUGGUUUUUACCCGCAGUGCCUCAGCCCAGCAGCCAACCGGGGGAGCAGGAUGUCGCGGCACCGGAGCCCGCUCCAGCUCACCGACGCGGUGGUGGAGGUCAAGAGCAAAAGGGCGAGCCCGUGGUCUUUGCCACCAACUCCCUCCAGAGGCGUAAAAAGGGGCUGGGCCUAACCGGGCUGCGCUCCACGGUCACAGGCUCCUCCCACUCCCGCGGCCGGCCGGGCCUCAUGAUCGGCACGCCGCAGAACUUCCGUCAGAUCUCCUCCAUCAUCGACGUGGACAUCCUGCCGGAGACGCACCGCCGCGUCCGGCUGCACAAGCACGGCAGCCACCGGCCGCUGGGCUUCUACAUCCGGGACGGGGUCAGCGUACGCGUGACCUCUCAGGGCGUGGAGAAGGUCCCCGGGGUCUUCAUCUCCCGUCUGGUACGCGGCGGCCUGGCAGAGACCACCGGGCUGCUGGGGGUCAACGACGAGAUCCUGGAGGUCAACGGCAUCGACGUGGCAGGAAAAUCACUGGAUCAGGUGACGGACAUGAUGGUGGCCAACAGUCACAACCUCAUCGUGACGGUGAAGCCGGCCAACCAGAGGAACAACGUGGUCCACCGCGGCAGCAGGACCUCGAUGGGGAACUCUGGUUCUGUGGGCUCGGCCGGAUCCAACAACUCCGCCCUGUCACAUGACUCGCCAAGCCCCGCCUCCCAGAGCAACCCCAUCACCGCGAGCAACAGCAUUGCCGAGGGCGACAGUGAUGAUGAUGACGAAGACGACGACGGCGACCUCAUCCUUGAGAGCGACUGCCUGGCGCCCUACACCUCCCACCUGGUUACAAACAGCAACAACCUCAACAGAGACUCGCCCGGCGGCAGGCCCCUCCCACAGAGCAUCUCCUUGCCCAAUAGCGUUGUGCCGUCCCUGAGCGACAGCUCGACUGCGCUGUCCAAUCACAACGGAAACCCCGCCCACACGUCGAGCAGCAGCAGGGAGAGCAUGAGGGAGGACGUUAACAGCAUCACACUGUAGCCACGGCGACGCAGACCAACCGCACAGCGCGGUUACCAGGACAACGACCGAGGCGGGGAGGUCCUCCGGCUCACGACUCCGAGGCCAUGUUGCAGAGACGUUCUCCUGGAGGAACCGGCUCACCGGAGGAACCGAGAGGUUCGGGUUCUACUUCCUGGGCAGCACAACGACCCGUUUGUAGUUUCCUGACUUCCUGUUUGCCUUUAAGAGAGUUUCAUCAGCAAAGUUCACAUUUUAAAUUCAAAGUCAAAAUGAAAUCUGUCUGCAUUCAUCUAUGAAGCAAUCUGAGUGGCUGAGGUUCAGAUCCCUGACGGCACCUGAAGGCAUCGGGACACACGGCCAAUCGGAAGCUGUUGUCAGAGCUACGAGAGCAUGUGAUUGGCUGAGAGUGUAUUUAUUCAUCCUCAUCUAUUCCACUUCGACAGGCCGGACGUGUUGCCACAUUAGAAUAUUGCCCACAAUAUAUCAACAUAUAUCUUCAAGACAUUGAACUGGUUGGAACCAGAUGAACAGAUCAGAGCGUUCUGUGGAUCAAUAAUCAUGAUUCAUCUCCUUGCUUUCAUUUAGUUUUUGUGUAUGAAUACAAAUAAAUAAAAACACACAUGACUUCAGAAGGGCUCGCUUCUAUUGUUCUAUUGUCACCAAGGGAUGAAGCUUCUGGAAAUAAUCACUGUGAACAUACAUUUCAUCCAUAUACAUAUAUACAUACAUAUACUGUGGCAACCCGGGGGACUUGGAGGUGAGAUUCGGUAUAAAAUCAGGAGACUCAGAGACGUAGCGCAAAAUAAAGUGUCUUUUAAUAAAACGUAUAAGAGAAGGGGGGAAUGGGCAUCUAACGGCAACAAAGGAUUCUUCCCGGUCGGGGUCUUUGGUCUUUGGUCUCACACCUGGUGUGCGACGUUCUGAUCUCCUGUAUGGGCAGAGCAGAGGUGAGAGGGUCCAGUUACCUCCGGUCUGUUGCGGCUCCUCUCCUGAGGUUCCAACGUUCCUUCUUCUCUCCUGUUCAGGCAGCUCUCCCCUGAUGCCUUCCAGUGGAGGGUAGAUAUAGUCUGUGUCUCUCAUCAGCUGAUGGGCUGCAGGUGUGACCACUCCCAUGUGCCAAUUGGCUGUAGCACCUGCACUGGGAAGUACGCCCCGUGGAUCACUUCCCACAACCUGAGCUUUGGGAUCCGCCUCCUGGGCCUUGUCUGCUCUGCUUUUCCCCUGGUCUGCCACAAUACAUAUAUACAGGACUGUCUCAGAAAAUUAGAAUAUUGUGAUGAAGUUCUUUAUUUUCUGUAAUGCAAUUAAAAAAACAAAAAUGUCAUGCAUUCUGGAUUCAUUACAAAUCAACUGAAAUAUUGCAAGCCUUUUAUUCUGAUUUAUUGCUGAUUAUGGUUUACAGCUUACGAAAACUCAAAUAUCCUAUCUCUAAAUAUUAGAAUAUCAUGAAAAAGUAUACUAGUAGGGUAUUAAACAAAUCACUUGAAUUGUCUAAUUAACUCGAAACACCUGCAAGGGUUUCCUGAGCCUUGACAAACACUCAGCUGUUAUAAAUCUUUUUUUUUACUUGGUCUGAGGAAAUAUAAAAAUUUUAUGAGAUAGGAUUUUAGAGUUUUCUUAAGCUGUAAGCCAUAAUCAGCAAUAUUAAAAGAAUAAAAGGCUUGCAAUAUUUCAGUUGAUUUGUAAUGAAUCCAGAAUGCAUGACAUUUUUGUUUUUUUAAUUGCAUUACAGAAAAUAAAGAACUUUAUCAUAAUAUUCUAAUUUUCUGAGACAGUCCUGUAUAUAUACUAGGGCUGUCAAUCGAUUAAAAAAAUUAACUAAUUAAUCGCACAUUUUGAAAUUGCGAUUAAAAGGGUUUUUUUCUUCGAAAGACUAAAUCUUCUAAAUGAACGAGUAAUCCCUUCAGACAGCGUGUAUUUUAGACACUUGUUUAAUUGUAUUCUUUUUUAAAGACAAAACUUCACACAGAGCUGUGUUUUCAAAGAGGCUCCUACCUAUAAAGUUUCAGUGAGGUAUUUAAUAUUGUGGAUGAUAAAUUGUUUCUUCUGUGAAACAUUCAGAUUAGUAAGAAAAGGUGUAUUAGAGAUUGGUCCUGUCAUCUUUAACACUGAACAGCAGCAGAACCAGUGGCCUUGGUAAACUGACAAAUAUGUAAUGUUAACCCUCUGGAGUCUGGGCUCAUUUUCUCGAUUUUACAAAAACAUGUAAAUUCACCUUUUAAAGGCUUUUGCAUGUGACACAUCCCAGUGUUUCCCCCACCAUUCUAUCAGGGUGAGGCCCCGCCCCCCUGUCAUGUUCUCUAUAGCGCCAGAUUACAGCAGAAGUAAUGUAAGGUUAUUUCCUUAAAGACGUCUUUGUUCUUUUAUUAAACUAAACGUCUGUUGUUGGUCGUCUCUACAGCAGCAUGUCA